This is a messenger RNA of Sphaerodactylus townsendi, 907 nucleotides long. Its product is annotated as group IID secretory phospholipase A2-like. Lineage: Eukaryota; Metazoa; Chordata; Lepidosauria; Squamata; Sphaerodactylidae. Gene Ontology annotation, molecular function: calcium ion binding; phospholipid binding. The record is from RefSeq and is a predicted model, not a curated record. The transcript is spliced from 5 exons. Bases 26 to 469 code for a protein of 147 amino acids. Gene Ontology annotation, biological process: negative regulation of T cell proliferation; phospholipid metabolic process; arachidonate secretion.
UUCUGGACCUAGAAGAGGGCCACCCAUGGAGAAGAUGACUCUGUCUGCCUUGGUGACGCUGCUACUUAUUUUUGGUGCAGUCAUCACAGAGGGCCAUCUCUUCAAUCUCCAGAAGAUGAUCAAGCAAGUCACUGGGGAAAGGGCCAUUCCAAAUUAUUUCGCCUACGGAUGCUACUGCGGGUGGGGAGGCAAAGGAAAACCACUGGAUGACACUGACUGGUGCUGCCGUAAACAUGACUGCUGCUACGAUCAAAUAGUGAGGCAGAGGUGCCGUCCCAAAACUUCAAAAUAUUCCUACACCUACCAGUCUGGAAAUGUGAAGUGUGGCCAUGGAACAUCAUGUCAACAGCAGAUCUGUGAAUGUGACAGAGAUCUUGUGCUGUGCUUGAAAAAACACUUGGGGAGCUACAGAAAAGACUUUCGCUUUCAUUGGAAUAUUGACUGCAGAGGUUCCACCCCUGGGUGCUAGUCAGUCCUGUUUGUGGAAACCGCCUCCAAAAGGAAGACUCUUGGAAUGGGAAGGAUAUGAGGACAAAACCAUCCACUUCCUUUAAAACAUUAAAUGUCAAAUUAAUUGAGUUACCUGAACAAACAGAAGGAGUUUGCUUCUUAAAGCCAACUGACUCUCUUUUGAUUUACAUUCUGAAAUAAAAGCAACUGAGAUAUACCUUUGGAGCGCAUUUGUGUAAUCCUUGAGAUGCCACUGAAUAAAGAAAUGAUGGAGAAAAAUGAGUCUCAGUUUAGGGAGGAAACACACACAAUAAACCGGACAAAAUGUCAUCUCAACCCUUGAUUGGAUUCUGGAGAAAACUCCAUAGAACACCCUGCUCUCUACAUGUGAACAACUGAAAUGUGAUUUGAAAUUGCUAAAAAUCUAUUAGUUAAUCAACUGGAUUAAUAAACUUAA